UUGUAGAUAUUGGGUUAUUUACAUUUUAAGAUCGUCGAAAGUAGGAGGAUUACACAAGUAAGAGAUGCUAGCGAAACAAACGCCAUUAACAAAACAAAUGCUCUCCAAGCUAUUACAAACAAGCUCUUCAAAGCCGAAGCAGCUUAAGAAGAUCCAUGCUCUUGUACUAACAUCCGGUUUCUCUAUCAAGAACAGCCUCUUAACCCAGCUGUUAGAGAAUCUCACCCUCGUAGGUGACAUGUGUUACGCACGCAAGGUGUUCGACGAAAUGCACAAGCCGAGGGUUUUUCUCUGGAACACUCUUUUCAAAGGGUAUGUCAAAAACAAGCUCCCGUUCGAAAGUGUCAUACUUUAUAAGAAAAUGCGUGAUCUUGAUGUCCGUCCUGAUGAGUUUACUUACCCGUUUGUGGUGAAGGCGAUCUCUCAGCUGGGUGUUUUGGCCUCCUGUGGGUUUGCCUUUCAUGCCCAUGUGGUGAAACAUGGUUUUGAGACUCUUGGGAUCGUCGCAACUGAGUUAGUGAUGAUGUACAUGAAGUUUGGUGAACUGAGGUCGGCUCAGUUCUUGUUUGAGUCUAUGCAAGGCAAAGAUUUGGUGGCUUGGAAUGCUUUUAUUGCAGUUUGUGUCCAAACGGGAAACUCGGCUUUAGCUCUCGAGUGUUAUAACAAAAUGUGUGCGGAUGAUGCUGUUCUGUUUGAUUCUUUUACGGUUGUGAGUAUGCUUUCUGCUUGUGGUCAGCUAGGCUCUUUGGAGAUUGGUAAAGAAGUUUAUGAUCGUGCGAGGAGAGAAGGUAUAGAUUGUAACAUAAUCGUCGAAAACGCAAGGCUUGAUAUGUACUUGAAGUGUGGUAGCACUGAAGAUGCGAGGGUGUUGUUUGCAGAGAUGGAACAGAGGAAUGUAGUUUCUUGGAGCACGAUGAUUGUAGGAUAUGCAAUGAAUGGAGACAGCGAGGAAGCCUUGGCACUGUUCAAUAUGAUGCAGAAGGAGGGGAUAAGACCGAACUACGUGACGUUUCUCGGGGUCUUAUCUGCUUGUAGCCAUGCUGGACGAGUGGAUGAAGGGAAAAGGUAUUUCGGUAUCAUGGCUAGAUCGAGUGAUAAGAGUCUUGAGCCGAGGAAAGAGCAUUAUGCAUGUAUGGUUGAUCUAUUAGGACGCUCUGGUCUUGUAGAGGAGGCUUAUGAGUUUAUCAAAAGUAUGCCACUGGAACCUGAUGCAGGUAUCUGGGGAGCUUUGUUGGGUGCUUGUGCGGUUCAUCGUGAGAUUAAAUUGGGCCAGAAAGUGGCUGACGUUCUUGUAGAGACAGCUCCGGACAUAGGUGCGUAUCAAGUACUGCUGUCUAAUAUAUAUGCAGCUGCUGGUAAAUGGGAUUGUGUUGACAAAGUAAGGAGUAAAAUGAGGAAGCUCGGCACUAAGAAGGUUGCUGCGUAUAGCUCAGUGGAAUUUGAAGGCAAACUCCAUUAUUUCAAUAGAGGAGACAAAUCACAUCCGCAGACAAAGGCGAUAUAUGAGAAACUGGAGGAAGUCUUGAAGAAGAUAAGGAGCAUGGGGUAUGUUCCCCAGACAGGUUCGGUGUUUCAUGAUGUGGAAACAGAGGAAAAAGAAUGUUCUCUCAGUCAUCAUAGUGAGAAGCUCGCGAUUGCAUUUGGACUCAUCAAUGGGAGAGGGGAAGAUCCUUUAAGGGUUAUGAAGAACUUGAGAACCUGUGAUGAUUGCCACGUUUUCGCCAAGUUUGUUUCCAGGCUUACUUCGAGAGAUAUCAUCAUGAGAGACAAGAACAGGUUUCACCACUUCAGAAAUGGUGUUUGCUCUUGCAGAGAGUUCUGGUGACUUCACUUAUUCAUAUGUUCUGAUUGGUAAAAUAGUUCUGAUCAUCCACAGAUUUUGAAUGUAUCUGAAGACCAGUUUAUAACUAAACCAGGUUCUUGAUCAAUAAAACUUGGAUAUGGCAACAAAUUGUGAAGCUAUGGUUUCAUACUUAUGCAGUCAGAUGCCUGAAACAGAGAGACUCUAUUAAAUAAGGAGUUUAAAUGGAUCAAAUAUGGGAAAAUAUAAUUCAAGAGUUGAAAAGCAUGGACAUGAAAAUAAGCACAAAAAAAGACAAAAAUCUUUCUCUUGAGAAAGACAGGACAAGAGACCUGAAUGAAACAGAGAGAUGGAGACAAAACAGAGAACAGAGGUUAUUACUUGUGAAGCAAGAACAUCUCUGCAACAAUGGUUUAUAGUUUUCAGUUUAGCAAAAUCAAGGUAAAUUCCCAUCCAUUAAAAGCUACUUGCUUUAAUUAGUAAAAAACACUUUGUAGAUUAUAUCAAAUACAAUUAUAUCAUAUACACAGUAUCCCCUUCUCUCUCUCUCUCCUCUCUCUCUCUCCUCUCUCAGAAAACAUAAAUUCGAUAUUAUUUUCCCCGGAGACAACGGCUAUUAAUACUGAAAUGUAGUACACUGCACCAUCUCCAAGCACAAUGGUAGAAUCAAAUUUUAAUUUUAAUUUAAAAUUAUGCAGAGAGAACAAUUAAAGCAUUGGAGGUGAGAUACCAAAAAUUAAUGAUCUGAGUAGUACAGAUAUGAGAAGGUUCUCCCAUGAAUCAAGGGUCACGAUCGUUUGAUAAGACCCGUAAGAUAAAUAAAAGAAUAUAGAACACAGAGAGCUAAUUCAAUAAAAUAAAUUAAAAAUAUUUCAAGCUUUUUUUUUUUUUCUCUUCCUUCUACUUCUUCUUCUUCUUUCUCACUAUCCAAAGAAGUCCAGACAAAUCUUUUUGUUACUUAGGCUUCACUCAAAGAAAGAAAAAGAGUUUAUCUUUUGGGUUUAUCCUCUAUUACUACUCAAAGUUAUCACUUUUUGUCAAAAUAACUAUUAUUAUAGUUAGUGAAAACUCAUUUUUCUCAGCUGUUUCUUGAAUACAAACCUGCUCUGCACUACCAAACACCGAGAAAAAGGAAAGAAACUUCUUUCGAAAGAAAACAGAAACGUACUCAAAUAUUUUUUUUCACUUACUUCAUGGGCUUCUCAUAAAAACCUUGUUUUCUUCACUCAUAUCAAACCGCCAUGGAAGAUUUUGUAGGGAAAGAGCGUGACAAAAGAAGAAGAAGAAGACGAGCAGCCACCUCCACCAUGUUCUUGUGGGGAAUCUUGUUCUUUGCUCAGUUUUGUUUGGCUUCUUCAUCAGCUCUUUCUCCUGAUCAGUAUCAUCACCAAUCCAUCCCUUCACCAAGGAAGGCUGGUCGUUUCCACAAUACGGCCUCGUUUCAGUCCCCUAGAGCCUCAGUGUCGUUCAUGGGUCCACGUCGAAGAGAAGAAAACAUAGAUGAUGUUUUUAAUGACGACAAGAGAUUAGUUCACACAGGUCCAAAUCCUCUCCACAACUAAAAACUAGUUAGCAUCACGUGUCUGGUUUCUCUUUGAGCAAUCGCCUGCAAUAUCUGCUUUGAAAUGUCUCGUUACUUCGGUAGAGUUUUUAUAAUGUAAUUUUUUUGUUGUCACUAUGAGAUAUAUAGAUCAUUAUUGUUAGCCUUCUUGUCCCUGAUGCUAAGAAAUGAUCUUGUGUUCUCUUGUUGUAACUCUUUUGCUUCAAUGGUAACCAUCGACCUUCAAGAUCCAAGAAUUACUGAAAAUAGUUUUUAAUUUAUUUAUUUAGUUAAAUCAGUAUGUUUAGAAGUUCCAUGUUCUAAGAAAGUAAACAGUAGUCUGAAGAUUCGGAUGCAUGGAUUUCUUCGAAGGAUCAUGUUCUUUUGCAUAAAAGAAGGUUGUCUUUUUGUGAUAAGUGAUUAGUUAAUGCUAUAUGUAUGUAUUUUAUUGUUUUCUAAAUCUUGAUGUUAGAUGUGUUCAAAGA
Brassica napus (rape) is the source of this 3826-nucleotide messenger RNA. RefSeq names its product pentatricopeptide repeat-containing protein At2g01510, mitochondrial. Gene Ontology annotation, molecular function: zinc ion binding; protein binding; RNA binding. The record is from RefSeq and is a predicted model, not a curated record. NCBI's taxonomy places the organism in Eukaryota, Viridiplantae, Streptophyta, Magnoliopsida, Brassicales, Brassicaceae. The coding region runs from base 65 to 1825 and encodes 586 amino acids. The transcript has 3 exons. Gene Ontology annotation, biological process: RNA modification.